Messenger RNA from Myodes glareolus (Bank vole), 1571 nucleotides. The record is from RefSeq and is a predicted model, not a curated record. NCBI's taxonomy places the organism in Eukaryota, Metazoa, Chordata, Mammalia, Rodentia, Cricetidae.
AGUAGACUUAAGAAAAAGAAAAAAAGAUUGAAAACUUUUAUUUUUUAAAAAGUUUUAGGCCAGGGCUUGAGGGGUGAAUAUUUUUAAUCCCAAUAUUUAGGAAGCAAAGACAGGGGUAUCUCUGUGAGUUGGAGGACAUUCUGUUAGUUAGAGACACCCUGUCUCAAAUAAUGAAAAACAAAACAAUUUUAGAGUGUAAGAAAUUACAAUACUCAGAAAAAGUAUUUGUCACAUACCAAGGAAACCUGGGACCUUGAGAGUCUCAUCAUAAAUAAUGAUUUUAUUUUAAAAUUAAAUUUAUUCUUUUAGAGACAGGGUCUUGUAGUAUUUGUAUUGCACUAUAUUAAACUUUCAAAAAUAUGUAUGUCGAUCCCGCCCUCGCCAAAGCCAUGGAGGCAGUUCCCUCACUCUCCAAAGCUAACUAAGUAUCUGAAGUUACUUGAUGGGGCAGAUGCUGGCCAGGAAGGAGGUUCAGAGGCCCUUCGGAAGAGGCAGAAAAAAGGACCUAAGCUGGGAGGCACCGCUGGCAAGGGAUUGAGGAUUGUUGAUGAUGAUGUGGGCUGGGCAGCUAUCUCUACCACGAAACCGGAAAAGGAGGAGGAAGAGGAUGGACAUUUGCCUGUGGUGGCUGAGCUUGUGGGUGAGCGUCCAGAAGAGGUAAAGCAGAUGGAGGUCUUCCGCUCCAGGGCCAAAUGGAAGCUCCUGGGAGACCACAGUGGAGAUGGACAUUUCCAUCAUGAUGAACAAGAUCCAUCUUAUCCUAGGAGGGUUCGUCAUGACGACCCAGAUCCAUCUCCUCCCAGGAGGACCCAUCUCUCUCCUUCUCGAAGGAGUCCUCGUUCCGGGAAGAAAACUGUAUUUCGACACAAGUCUGGUCGGAAGAGGAAUUUGAAGCUGGAACGCCUGGAGCAGAAGAGAAAAGCAGAGAAGGACUCAGAGCGAGAUGAGCUCUAUGCCCAAUGGGGCAAAGGGCUUGUUCAGAGCCGGCAACAGCAGCAGAAUGUAGAGGAUGCCAUGAAGGAGAUGCAGAAGCCUCUGGCCCGCUCUAUCGCUGAUGGAGAUCUGGAUCGGAUGCUGAGAGAACAAGAAAGAGAGGGGGACCCAAUGGCCAACUUCAUUAAGAAGAAUAAGGCUGAGGAGAACAAGCAUAAGAAAGUGAGGCCUCGCUAUAAUGGUCCUGCACCUCCUCCCAAUAGAUUCAGUAUCUGGCCUGGCUACUGCUGGGAUGGAGUGGAUAGAUCCAAUGGCUGGGAACAGAAGCGCUUUGCCAGGCUCGCCAGCAAGAAGGCUGUGGAGGAGCUUGUCUACAAGUGGAGUGUGGAGGACAUGUAGCUUCUCCGAGGCUGUGCGGUGCUGUGGUGGUGGUGGUGGCACAGGACAGCCCGACAUCCAGCUCUAAUGCUUGUCUUGUUAGACACAGACCAUCAACUCGUUUUCAGUUCUGACCUUUGGACUGGGCACCUACCCUUAGCUGUGUUCAUGUUGUCUGACUGGCUUUGGCAGGACACAGUGACUUCUCUAUCCCAGGGCUUGUUCUUAGCCAGUGCUUUCCUUCUUAUUUUAAAAAUAAA